AUGCAAUUCAACCUCAACACCGUGGCCCUCCUCGCCACCCUCCUCCCCCUGGCCUCCGCCGUCCCCUCGGAAGUAACCGACAGCAGCCUCGCCAAGAGACAGAGACAGUACCAGUGCGAGACCUCGAACAACCUCGGCGCCUGCAACAACGCCAUUGCCAAGCUGAGAGGUCACGAGGCUAGAGGCUGCGAUGUCUGGUCCUGCAUCGGUGCCUUUGCGGCCGUGAUCCCUGCUUGUGGAGCUGCUGUUGAUGAGCUCUUCCUGAACCCUCUCGCCGAUGUGGCUUGCAUCGGAGCCGUGGCCAACUUCCAAGGCCCUUGCAAGGGCUGUGAGCCUUUCUAG
Colletotrichum godetiae is the source of this 342-nucleotide messenger RNA. RefSeq lists its product as uncharacterized. Bases 1 to 342 code for a protein of 113 amino acids. The transcript is spliced from 3 exons. The record is from RefSeq and is a predicted model, not a curated record. Lineage: Eukaryota; Fungi; Ascomycota; Sordariomycetes; Glomerellales; Glomerellaceae.